Molecule: messenger RNA, 717 nt
Organism: Haliotis rubra (blacklip abalone)
Lineage: Eukaryota; Metazoa; Mollusca; Gastropoda; Lepetellida; Haliotidae
Exons: 3
Coding region: 130-462 (110 amino acids)
Source: RefSeq, a predicted model, not a curated record
CCACCUUAUUCAAAUUUACACAUGUCAGAGAAACAGGUAUAUAUACGUGUGGAAUAUUGAAACAUUACACUUCCAGGAGUUGAUUAGCUGCGUGAGUUUUGUCUAUCAAACGCCUGAAGAACAGUCACUAUGAGGACCAAGACAAUUAUGAUCAUGGCGGUUGUGCUUGCAUUUGCCUGCUUGUGGCAAAUGGGUGACGCCCAGGAUACAACUCCUCCUGCCCCUGCUCCUCAACCUGCCCCUCAACCUGCUUCUCCACCUGCAAAUAAUCCAAGCGGAGAAACGGUGGUAAUGGUGAUGACGGUGGAGAUGACGGAGGUGAUGACGGUGGAGAUGACGGUGGAGAUGACGGAGGUGAUGACGGUGGAGAUGACGGAGGUGAUGACGGUGGAGAUGACGGAGGUGAUGACGGUGGAGAUGACGGAGAUGAUAAUGACAGUGACUAGUGAUCAAAUGCAAUAGACAUAUUGCUGUAAAACGUGGCGGAAUCGGGUUUCAUGUAGACUGGCUUCCCUAGAAAACAAGUCGUUCAGAGUGAUUUGAUCUGAUGGACAUCAGUAAACACGACAAAUCUCAAGUGUGCUGUUAUGUAUGAAACAGCGCAUACUCUGCACAACAGUGCAUAUUUCUACUGUUUACAAACACAUGCUUCUGUUUGUUUAGAAUUCGUUCCUCUCUUCGUCGUGGUCGUCAAAUUACAAUAAACAACUGACCGUC